UGAUGGAGCUGUCUCAGAGGGAGCGUCUAUCGGAGUUGGUGGAGGAACUGACCACAUCAGGACAGCCACAGCUCAACCAAGACAAAAUGAAGGAGGUCAAAAAGCUCUGCAAAGUGUCUAAUGACUGCAUAGACCACGUGUACCACUCAGUGAUGUCCCAGCUGAACCAAGAACAUGCUGAGAUCCGGCUCUCUGCCUUCCAGAUCGCCGGGGAGCUCUUCUCCAGGUCACACCACUUCAGGAUGCUGCUAGUGGACAACCUCCAGGAGUUCUUGGAGCUGACGGUAGAGACUGAUUCAGAGCAGCCCCUCCCUCCUCCUAAAGAAGUAGCCAGGAAACUGAGAGCUCUGGCCGUCCAGACUGUGCAGUCGUGGCAAACGUCUUAUGGCUCUGCUUAUAAGAAGCUGGCACUGGGCUACAACUUCCUCAAACAAGUUAAAAAGGUGGACUUCCAGGACAUUGAGGCGAGAACAGUAGCAGAGAGGACGAGGGAGGAGGAAAGACGGAGGAGAAUGGAGAGGAUCUACAAGGAGAAAGUAGAAGCAGCAGCUAAAGAAAUGGAGGAGUUGCAGCAAGAAAUAGAAGCAACGCUGACAGAGAUGGAAUCGUGCAUGAGGCUGCUUUUCCCAGAUUUCAGCCCCAUAGACAUCCAAACAGCCAACAGCAGCCCCUCCAACUCCCAGCCAGACACUAAGUGUCCUUCAGAUGAUGAGCAGCCCUGCUGCAGCAAAGACCUGAGGGCUGAUGGCGGAGUGGGAACGGUCCAAGAAAGAGAUGAGAACACAGGAAGCAUGGGAAUGACAGAGGGAAACAGAAAGAACUGGGAGGAGAAAGGAGAGAGGGAGAAAACAAAGAAAAGGUCUGAAGGUACAGAGGGCGAGGAUGGGGAGAAGCAGGAAAUGGACAGAAGGAAGGAAGCUGGAAGGAGGGAAGUCAUGGAGGUGGAGCAAGAAGAAGAGAGCGAGCAGGAGGAAAGUAAUACAGAAAAUGAAGAAGAAGAGGCUGGUGAUGAAGACUUUAUCAGGAACUCUGGCCUCAUAUCUCACUCCUACAGUCUGGAUCUGAACCUCAGUCCUGGUCUUCAUGUGAAGGAGACGGAGGAUAACGAGCCGGUGGUUUCCACGGUGAUAGACCUCCAUAAACUCAUAACAGCCAAACAUCUGCCAGCUGUGCAGGGCUGGGUUCAGUGGCGCAGCCGUUACAGCGGUAUUCAGGUGCAGCGACAGAGUAGUGCGCGCUCUAACGAUUCUCCUCUUCCUCAGAUGAAGGUCUCUUCAGAUGGAGAGGACGAUGACGACGAUGAUGAUUUUGAUGAAGUUCCAGAGAAAGAAGGUUACGAGCCGCACAUUCCAGAGCAUCUGCGAGCCGAGUACGGUUUGGAUCCCUCUCCUUCCACCUCAACAGGAUCAGUCGCAGAAAAGAAACCUUCCAGUAAAAAACCUGCAGCUCCUCCUCUUUCUUCCUCCUCCUAUUCUUCAAAGAGGCGGCUGAAGCAGCUCGCAGAAGAGGUUCAGGAUCCAACCUCUGUUGUCGCCACACUGCACCUGCUUAGAGAGAAGAUGCUGCCGCCCAAAGAAUCCAGCAGCAGCUCCUCGGAGCCCAGUUCAUCCCAGUCCAGUUCAAAGCAGACCAGUGUCAACGCUCCAGUGGUUCCAUUUGGUUUGGAUCUGUUCUACUGGGGUCAGGAGCAGCCCAGCGCUGGCAGGAUCAUUAAGUCAGCCUCUCAGCACCAGUUCUGGGUUCCAGCAGAGGUGGAGGAGGAGGUGGAGAAUGAAGAGCUGCUGGCAGAGAGCAGGAGCAGGUACAUCUCCUUCCCUGGGAGCUUCGUUCCUGUCAGCCAUUUCUGUGAGAUGAAGAGUGGGAGAAUCCUAAACGUCCUCCAGGAGCAGAGUAACAUUUGUCUUUCUGUUGCAGAUUGGCGAGAUGCAGAAUUGAUGCGAGACAUUGAGGCAGCAACAGGAGAGGACCUGGGUUCUGAGCGGCUGGGCGGUAAAAAAAGGAAAGGAAAGAAGAAGAAAUACCCGCACCUCAGCGACCUGAAGCAGAGCAGCAACACGUCCCGCUGCAGACUAGAGAAGAAAGUCUUUAACAAGAGUUCCCUGAGACGAGUGGCUCAGGUGAUGAAUAAGGCUGACAAGAGAAAACACGACAAGUUCUCCAACCAGUUCAACUAUGCUCUCAACUAAGCUCGUGUGCCUUUAACUGAAGUCAGACGGGUGGAGCGUUGCUCUUAGUAACCUUUCAGCCCCCGUCACAGGACCGCUCCGGCGUUUAUCGUUUAUAUGUCUCUUUUAUGUCUCCACCUCUUGUAGAGAUUCAGGGAAACAAGGAGCUAAAGAAUGCAUUGUCACAUUUCAAAUUGGAACUUUUUGUAUUUGUAGUUGAGCUUAUGUGAGGCUGACUCUGUAGAAACAGUGAAGGAGGCGAAGCUGGAAGACUGAAUCACCAAACCUGAUCCACAGUUUUGUACAAUAAAGGUGAAAUGUUAAGAGUUCAGAGUUGUUGUUUCUCUGUAAUGAAAGAAGAAGUGUUUCAAUAAUUGCUGGGAAAUAUGAUGAUAAAGGAAAUAUGAUGAUAAAGGAUUCUGUGUGUUCUACCUCAAAGCUGAUGCUCGAUACAGGACAUGAAGGUUGUUUCAUAUGAUAUCACUUCUGUGACAGCUGAUUGCUAAAGCUAGUGAUCAGCUGACUUUUACACUUUCUAUAUUGUUAUUGCAUCGGUGUUUUGUGCGACUGACAGGUUUCAAAUGCGUUUUAGUGAGAAUAAAAUUGUAAACCUG
Molecule: messenger RNA, 2779 nt
Organism: Neolamprologus brichardi
Lineage: Eukaryota; Metazoa; Chordata; Actinopteri; Cichliformes; Cichlidae
Source: RefSeq, a predicted model, not a curated record